AAGCAUGAUCCCAACAGUGGAAAAAAAAACCUCUCUAGCAAUACACACCAAACUGAGCAUGUGCAGAGUGUCUCCCCACAUCUUAUCAGGUGAUAGGAAGGUGACACUGGAAAAAGGGGAGGAUCAGAGAAGUCAGGAUCAAACCGCAUUUUUAAACAAUGCAGAGGAUUAACCCCUUAGGUUCUUCAGUGAGUAUAACAAGCAUGCUUUACUGCCAGGGCGGACUGACAGCUCAUGGGGCGCCCGGGCAAUAGGGGAUCAUGGGGCCCCUGUGUCCUUGCCCAAACUCAAAAAAGCCUAU
Staurois parvus is the source of this 301-nucleotide messenger RNA. NCBI's taxonomy places the organism in Eukaryota, Metazoa, Chordata, Amphibia, Anura, Ranidae. The record is from the annotation of a GenBank genome assembly.